AUGCCUACCCACUAUCAGCAACAUGGCUUUAUUCUAAAGACUAGACAGAGCCAACAAAUGCUCAACCGAAAGAGACAAGAUGCCAGCAAGAUUAUAGUCAUACUCAAAAGGAGGUUACAAGAUCAACAGCAGCAUCAUAUGGAGCCUUCAGCAAGAAAGAAACGAAGAGGCAAUCCUUCCAAUCACCUCACAUGCAAAUCACUACCAAAAAAGCACACAUUAGCCGCUGAUAAUACAGCCAAAUCAAAGUUUGAUGGCCUGAUCACCGAGCUCGAGUCCUCAUACGACUGGCUAGCCACCAUCAAUGUUGUUUACACAAGUCUACGCCAGACGUACAACAAGAGCAAGUGGAGCAUUGAGCAGCAAGGAAAUGUCACUCGACUUUGUGACAUGGAAAAGGAGCUUCUGAUUGCUUAUGAUGAUCUCAAUCUCCAGAUCAAUCAACUUGAAAAAAAGCGUCAUCAAUAUGGAGCAAAAACUGAUACGACUGAAAGCAAUGUAGAGCGAGAAAGAGAGCGUUGGGAUCAUUGCCUUCAUGCUUGCUGUGCUGAACUGACGCCCCUUUUGUGA
Molecule: messenger RNA, 570 nt
Organism: Mucor velutinosus
Lineage: Eukaryota; Fungi; Mucoromycota; Mucoromycetes; Mucorales; Mucoraceae
Exons: 1
Coding region: 1-570 (189 amino acids)
Source: RefSeq, a predicted model, not a curated record